Messenger RNA from Ostertagia ostertagi, 2133 nucleotides. The record is from the annotation of a GenBank genome assembly. NCBI's taxonomy places the organism in Eukaryota, Metazoa, Nematoda, Chromadorea, Rhabditida, Trichostrongylidae.
GAAGAGAAGAAAUUGGUGCGUGAGAUUUACAGCAGUGCUAUUGAUCUUCUUGGUGACGAAGACAGAAAACUUCCACAAAUCGGACAGAUUCUCCCUCUGCUAUUGCGGGGAAUCGGAGUGCAUCAUUCUGGAUUAUUGCCCAUUCUCAAGGAAACUGUAGAGAUACUAUUCGGAGAAGGCCUUCUAAAGACGCUGUUUGCGACGGAAACGUUUUCCAUGGGUUUGAACAUGCCAGCAAGGACUGUUUUGUUCACAUCGGCGCGAAAGUUUGAUGGUGUCGACAACAGGUGGAUAACCUCUGGUGAAUACAUUCAAAUGUCCGGAAGAGCUGGACGACGUGGUAAAGAUGACCGUGGUUUAGUAAUUCUUAUGGUGGACCACAAAAUGAGCAGCGAAGAUGCCAAACAGAUCAUAAAGGGGGCUACCGAUCCUCUCAACUCGCAGUUCCGCUUGACAUACAACAUGGUGUUAAACUUGCUUCGAGUUGAAGGAGUGAAUCCUGAAUUCAUGCUAGAGCGUUCCUUUUACCAGUUCCAGAACUAUGACGCUAUACCAGAAUUGCAGCGAAAGGUUAAUGAGAAGUUGACAGAAAUUGAAAAUAUGCGUGUAGACCACGAGAGAGAUAUAACGGCUUACUUCGACAUGGAGAAGCAGAUUGCAAAUUUGAAAAUGACCGUCAAGAAAGUCAUAUGUAUGCCAAAAUACCUUGUUCCGUUCCUUCAUGCUGGUAGAUUGAUCCAUGUGUUUCUUGGAUUCAAGAAUGAUGGCCAAGAUGAGAAUAUCAGUCUUGCGCAAUUGCAACCGGCAACCGAGGGCGCACCUAAUGUAUUGUCGCGAUUCCAUAAAAGUGUUCCACUACUACACCCUGUGAAGGAUAUGCGCAUUACGGAACCAGCGCUCGUUGACGCCGUUGAGAAAAUUGCUGAUUUGGAACAACGCAGUCAAGAACAUCCGCUGCGGAAAAUGAAGGAGUUUGAGGACAUCAAAAAGCAGUGGAUGGCAAAGGAUCAAGCCAAGAAGGAGCAUCGAAAUCUGCGUGAGGAACUUCGUAAAGCGCAAUCAGUUCUACAUAUGGAAGAGCUCAGCCAGCGGAAACGCUUACUCCGUCGACUACAGUACGCCGAUAAUUCUGAUAUAAUCACUGACAAGGGGCGCUGCGCUUGUGAACUGUCCGCCUCAGACGAGUUGAUGCUGACAGAGAUGCUGUACGCAGGUGUAUUUACAGACCUUUCCUCAGCUCAAGUUGCUGCACUUCUAUCUUGUUUUGUGUUCGAGGAGAACGCGAAAACUCCGAAACUGGCUGAGGAAUUGUCAGGUUGUCUCCGAAAACUUCAUGAACACGCUCGACGAAUCGCGAAGCUCUCGUUGGAAUGCAAGCUCGAUAUUAUUGAGGAUAAAUAUGUGGAGUCCUUCAAACCAGGAAUGAUGGACGUAGUUUUCCAAUGGGUAAAUGGUGCAUCAUUCGGAGAAGUGAUGAAGAACACUGAUAUUUUUGAAGGUUCAAUUAUUCGGUGUCUUCGUCGACUGGAAGAGGUGCUAAGAGAGAUGGUGAAUGCGGCUAAAUCGAUGCAAAAUCAAGCGUUAGAAGAGAAAUUCGAAGACGCUCGUGUUCGAAUCAAAAGGGACAUAGUUUUAAUGAAUAUCCGAAUAUUGUUACUUAUUAUUCCAGUCUUGUUACCUACUUGUAAUGCUCAGGAUUUACCUGCUGUAGAUAUCGGCUCUGAAUUGGAGCCGUUCGAUGUGCCACUCGUAGACUUGGAGAAGGAUGCGAAACCCGUGACAACACUAAACGAGCAAUGUAAACGCUUUGUGAACCAUUAUAGGUAUUAUUGUCGAACAUCGAAUAUUGCCACCUAUAAUGAGGAGAUUCGGAUCAUUUGCGAGCGCUACCGUACCUAUUGCUCAGAUCGAGUCUACCCGUCUGUUAAUCACAUUCGGCGACAAAUUGCUUACUGGAAACAAUCUGGGCUACCAGUCGGUGCUCAGAAAGGGCUUACCACCUGCUAUUCCCGCUGCAAAGAAACCGAUCCUGUAUGUGUAAAUGUUUGUGAAUGCAUCCAUCUGCAAUGGGUGAUGAACUACGAAUGCUAUCCUGGAAUUCGAGCUCAAGCCGGCCCGAACUGUCAGAGGUGA